Molecule: messenger RNA, 1856 nt
Organism: Salpingoeca rosetta
Lineage: Eukaryota; Choanoflagellata; Craspedida; Salpingoecidae
Exons: 9
Coding region: 299-1273 (324 amino acids)
Biological process (GO): regulation of actin filament polymerization
Molecular function (GO): small GTPase binding
Source: RefSeq, a predicted model, not a curated record
ACAACACACAACACACCACCACCAAAAGCAACAAGAAGCAGACCAAGACGAAGACGAACAUCCACACCCCCCCUCUCUCUCCUGCCCUGUCACACAGACAGCAUAUCCGAGCACACGAUCUUGUGUGGUGACCGUCGCUUGGUGCAUUGUGAUCGCUGCGCCCGUCGCGUCGACCCUAUUUGCUUACGUCUGAGACAGGUUUGUCCCGCUUUUGCCUUGCUUGAGAGAAAACGGCGAUCCAGCCAACGUAUCUGAGAAGGACACACAAGGACACACCACUUAACAGCAACAGUCAGCCAUGGGGAACUUGAUGCAGGUGUUGAAGAAGGACGGCCGCCGUUGCGGCGAGGACAUCUUCCUCGACUUUGAGAACGCACAGCCCACAGAGGAGGAAAGGCCCGUGUAUGAUCAAGUGAAGGUGGUCUUGGACCAGUCGGUCGGCAUCCUCGAAGACCUGGAAAGCUAUGCUGGUGCAGAUGAGGCAAUUCGCAACGCCAUUGCCAAUCCAAACAGCGACGAGCACCAGCAUAUGGCGUGGGAUGCCGUCUGCCCGCUGGUCAAGAAGCUCAAGGAGUUUUAUGACUACUCGUCCGACCUUGAGGAGGUUCUCCCGCUCUUGCUGCAGGCGCUGUGUGCAGAGGACCCUGUCGCUUCACUCGAGCGCAAGCAGGCGCUGGCGAAACAGUUUGCGGAGAUUCUUCACUUUGUGCUGAAGUUUGAUGACCUGAAGAUGUCAAACCCAUCGAUCCAAAACGACUUCAGCUACUACCGGCGCACGCUCAGCCGCAUGAAGAUGAACAACGCUGGUGGCGAGGAUCAGGCUGUGGUCACAAACGAGGAGGCAAACCGCAUGUCUCUCUUCUACGCCUACCCGACCCCCAUCCUCAAAACCAUCAGCGACGCAACAACCAAAUUCGUUGCAGAGAACAAAGACAUCCCCAUUGACAACACAACCGACUGUCUGAGCACCAUGGCAGCCGUGUGCCGAACCAUGAUUGAGCAGCCCGAGCUGUCUGCGCGGUUUCACAACCCGGAGACGAUUCUGUUCUGCCAGCGGGUGAUGGUUGGCGUGAUCAUCCUGUACGACCACGUUCACCUCAUUGGCGCAUUCUCAAAGAAGAACAACUCCAUCGAUAUCCGAGCGUCGAUCAAGGUGCUCAAGCUGCACGACAACCCACAUCUUGAGGGAUUGCUUAACGCACUCCGGUACACGACAAAGCACCUCAACGAUGAGAGCACGCCCAAAGAGGUCAAGAAGAUGCUUGCCGCCUAACUACGCAGACUACCUCCCCACCAUUGUCGUUGUCGUCGUUCAGUGUUGACGUGUCCCAUUGUGCACACAGUGUGCGUGAUAGAGGCCCCUUUUUUGUUUUCAGUUGGCUUGUCAGGCGCAUACGCAGACUUCUCUCUGUGUGUCUGUUUGUGCGUGCGCUUUGUGAUGUUCUCCUUGUCAUUCUUGCUGUUGCUCGUUACACCUCUCAACCACCCCUUUUCGCCUUUCUUUCUUUCUUUCUUUCUUUCUUUUUUGUGUGCUCCUCUGUUGCGUGCACGUUUUGGCUUUGGGCUUUUCCCAUGCAACCCAGUGUUGUGUGUCUGUGUGACUGUCUGUGAGCAAACCAACUUGUGCAUGUUGUGAAAGUGACGCGUGUGUAUUGUGUUGCCCAAUCAACAGAGUUGCUUGUUGCCUUCCUUUCCUUCCCUCCUUUUUGUUGUUCGUUGUGUUGACCCGCGUUUGCAGUCGUACUGUCCACCAAUACAUGUAUCACAUCACAUCUCACAUCGCCAUCGUUGUUGGUGUCAGCUCAGCGCCAGAGUGCACCAUGUCAAGGCUCAUGUCACACAUCACAUCAUCCAAG